AUGUCAGGCCGUGAACCCAAUAUUCAGCCCUCUGAAGCUUACUCUCACGAGUCUUCAUGCCUUAUUGAGCGGAGGGGUAACACUGGCGUCAUCUCAGCGGAUGGCCAGCCAGUUGGUUGGCUGCGGUGCAAUCCUCAGAAGGCGGAAAAGGAGGGGUUCAGGGCCCGCCGCCGCCUUCCAAUCAUAUCAAUUGCCGGUCAAUCUGUACUCGUAAUCACCCCUUUUCAGACGGCUCACGGACCACACGGGAAAAGCAAAUCUCUUCUGUUCUGUCUAUCACUUUUUAGUAGAGUUCUAGAACGGCUAGACCCUGGUCGACUGUCGCGUAUUGAUCGAUCACCGCCAACUUUUUUUUCCCCUUCCCUUCCUUUCAACCCCUUGGAUUCUCCCAGAACCGCCAUAAUGCAUUCAGAAAACCGCAAGCCUCUCCGUCACAUUCCCUUAUCAUACAAUCAUGCCGAUUCUCAUGCUUCCGCGCUGAGGCUCAUUUUGACACUCAACCCACACUGGGAGGGUUCGGACAACAAGAUUGAGUUUGUCCGGUUCACGGAUGGCAUCACCAAUACUCUUCUUAAAAUUAUCAACCGCAAGCCCGGCUUGACCGAGGAGCAGAUAGACCAAGAAGCAGUACUGAUGCGAGCGUACGGUAACCACACAGAAAUCCUCAUAGACCGCGAAAGAGAAACGAGCUCUCAUGCUCUUCUUGCCAGCCAUGGAUUAGCCCCUCCUCUUCUGGCGCGCUUUAACAAUGGUCUCCUGUACCGGUUCCUCCGUGGCCGCCCAGCCAGCCCGGAGGAUCUUGCCACGCCUUGUAUCUGGCGUGGCGUGGCCAGGAGACUUGCGCAGUGGCAUGCGAAGUUGAAGCACGAGGAUAUCUCCGUGAUCACCCCAAAGCAGCCUGGGCCGAGCAUGUGGAGUGUCCUCCAGAAAUGGAUCCUUGCUCUUCCCACGAACACGGAGGAGCAGCGCCAGCGGAGACUUAGUCUGCAAAAGGAGCUGGAGCGGGUUGUCAGCGAGCUAGACGAUGGAAAGGGCCUAGGCGAUGGUGGAUUGGUUUUCUCUCACUGUGACCUUCUCUGCGCCAACGUCAUCGUGUUGCCCGAAAGCGCCUCUUCGGAAGACGAAACGGCUGUUGUCAACUUCAUCGACUACGAAUAUGCCACCCCCUCCCCUGCUGCCUUCGACAUCGUCAACCACUUUGCCGAAUGGGGCGGUUAUGACUGCGACUACAACAUGCUGCCUACCCGCUCUGUGCGCCGCGAGUUCUUGACCGAAUAUGUCAAGAGUUACAGCCACCACAAAGGUAUCCCAGAGUCAUCUCAAGCAGAGAUUGUCGACCGACUCUACGAAGAUGUCGAUCGGUUCCGAGGCAUUCCCGGCCUCUACUGGGGCGUGUGGUCACUCAUCCAAGCCCAAAUCUCACAGAUCGACUUCGACUAUGCAUCCUACGCCGAGGUGCGUCUCGGCGAAUACUACGCAUGGCGCCGGGAGGUAGACGGGUCGCGGAUCCAGGCAAACGAAGAGAUGCCCCUCCGGGAGCAACGAUGGGCUCAGGAGGCCUAA
Molecule: messenger RNA, 1563 nt
Organism: Aspergillus niger
Lineage: Eukaryota; Fungi; Ascomycota; Eurotiomycetes; Eurotiales; Aspergillaceae
Exons: 8
Coding region: 1-1563 (520 amino acids)
Biological process (GO): phosphatidylcholine biosynthetic process; phosphatidylethanolamine biosynthetic process
Cellular component (GO): cytoplasm
Molecular function (GO): choline kinase activity; ethanolamine kinase activity
Source: RefSeq, a predicted model, not a curated record